AUUUGUAGUGACCACAGCGAGCUGCUUGGCUUCCGACAAAAAGAUCGAUUUUUCAAUAGUUCCUCCAUAAAUAGGGCUAAAAAUUAGCUUGAUCAUUUGUUCCAAGAAAAUACUGACAGUCAGCGGUUAUCAUCAGAUUGUUUGCGAAACUUCGACGCAAUGGCCGAACUGGACAAAAUAGAAGUUCGAGAUAUUACCCGCAUCGAGCGGAUCGGUGCCCAUUCGCACAUCCGUGGUCUGGGGCUGGACGAUGUGCUGGAAGCUCGAGCCGUGUCGCAGGGUAUGGUGGGCCAGAAAGACGCUCGCCGUGCCGCCGGUCUUGUGGUGCAAAUUGUGCGCGAUGGUAAAAUGGCCGGGCGUUGCAUUUUGCUAGCCGGGGAACCCAGUACCGGAAAGACGGCAAUUGCCGUGGGAAUGGCGCAGGCCCUUGGAAACGAAACACCGUUUACAAGCAUGUCCGGUUCGGAAAUUUACUCCUUGGAGAUGAACAAAACAGAAGCUCUUUCGCAAGCUUUGCGUAAAAGUAUAGGCGUUCGUAUAAAGGAAGAGACGGAGAUCAUUGAGGGGGAAGUCGUCGAGAUUCAGAUCGAUCGUCCAGCUUCCGGAACAGGUAAGAAGGUGGGAAAGGUCACUAUCAAGACUACGGACAUGGAAACGAACUACGAUCUUGGUAAUAAGAUUAUCGAGUGCUUCAUGAGAGAGAAAAUUCAGGCCGGGGAUGUAAUCACGAUUGACAAAGCUUCCGGCAAGGUUAGCAAGUUGGGUAGGAGCUUCACCAGGGCCAGAGAUUAUGAUGCAACCGGAGCGCAGACUCGGUUUGUCCAAUGUCCAGAAGGAGAGUUGCAAAAGCGAAAGGAAGUGGUUCACACUGUAACGCUUCACGAAAUCGAUGUCAUCAACAGCAGGACCCACGGUUUCCUGGCUCUCUUCGCUGGAGAUACCGGUGAAAUCAAACAAGAAGUUCGUGAUCAGAUCAACAGCAAGGUCAUGGAGUGGCGCGAGGAAGGCAAAGCUGAAAUCAACCCCGGAGUGUUGUUCAUUGACGAGGCACAUAUGUUGGAUAUCGAGUGCUUCUCAUUCCUCAAUAGGGCUCUGGAAAGUGAUAUGGCCCCAGUCGUAAUAAUGGCCACCAAUCGAGGAAUAACCAAAAUUCGCGGCACAAACUACCGCAGUCCUCAUGGAAUUCCAAUCGAUUUGCUAGACCGAAUGAUCAUCAUCCGAACGGUUCCCUACACGGCGAAGGAAGUCAAGGAAAUUCUCAAGAUUCGUUGUGAGGAAGAAGAUUGUCAGAUUAACAACGAAGCAUUGAUGGUUCUGGGACGUAUCGCAACGGAGACCAGCCUACGGUAUGCCAUUCAAUCGAUCACGACGGCCAGUUUGGUCAGCAAAAGGCGUAAGGCUGCGGAGAUUACCGUCGAGGACAUUCGGAAGGUUUAUUCUCUGUUCUUGGAUGAGAAACGUUCGAGUAAGAUCAUGAAGGAGUACCAGGAUGAGUAUAUGUUCUACGAUGACAGUUUGACCAAGGCAGAACAGGCUAUGGAAGUGGAGACGAGUUAAGUUACUAGAAGGUAGGAAGCUUUGCAAACUAUUUGACAUAUAAGUUCCGUGUAUGGAUUCCAAUCUUAUAAUAUUAAAACUAUGCUAACGAGCCACAUUCAGGCGUGCUGAUAGUCGUACAAAGCCAAUAAACUAAUGGUAAUAUAAAA
Molecule: messenger RNA, 1706 nt
Organism: Ochlerotatus camptorhynchus
Lineage: Eukaryota; Metazoa; Arthropoda; Insecta; Diptera; Culicidae
Gene: rept
Product: RuvB-like helicase 2 rept
Exons: 3
Coding region: 160-1557 (465 amino acids)
Biological process (GO): regulation of transcription by RNA polymerase II; chromatin remodeling; box C/D snoRNP assembly
Cellular component (GO): Swr1 complex; R2TP complex; NuA4 histone acetyltransferase complex
Molecular function (GO): ATP hydrolysis activity; DNA helicase activity; ATP binding
Source: RefSeq, a predicted model, not a curated record